Messenger RNA from Schistosoma margrebowiei, 736 nucleotides. Lineage: Eukaryota; Metazoa; Platyhelminthes; Trematoda; Strigeidida; Schistosomatidae. The record is from the annotation of a GenBank genome assembly.
AAACUUUUUAUCAGAGGGAUGAUAAUGAUUAUGAUUAGAUACUUAAAUAAACAACCUUGAAAAACUGAAGCGUGGAAAUCAUGUGAUAUGCUAUGAAUCAACAAAGUUAAACAUUUAUAUUCAUAAUUAAUAAAACCCACUUAAUUUAUCAAAGUAUGAACUCGAAGAAAAACAAUUAUUUAUCUAUACUUGAAAGAGAUUUCGACUUACUUGACAGAAAUAAAAAUGGUUGGUUAAACAAAAAAGAAGUUCAGAACUGUCUUACCUCGUUUGGAUUCGAUCCACGUUAUACUCAGGAGUUCAUGGUACACUUCGAUGUAAACAGUGAUGACAAAAUAACAAAAACAGAAUUCCUUGAAGCUGCGAAACAAAUUAAAAUUGGGAAAAUAACUGAUGCAGAAAUGCGUUCAGCAUUUAGAAGUGCUGAUAAAAAUAAAUCUGGUAAACUCGAUGCCUAUGAGUUGAGAGAUUUUUUGAAAAAACAGAAAAAUGUCGUUUCCAUGGAUCUCUGUACCAAGUGGAUAAGACAGAAUGAUAAAAACGGAGACCAAAAAUUGGAUUAUGAAGAAUUUUUGAAGUUUGUUCAAUCCAUGUUAUGAAAAGAGGACGUUGGCUUCAUUUGCUCACCUUUACGAUACUAAAAACUAAUAUAAGACUAAAUAUUUAGAAGUAGCCAUUUGUGUAUUUUUUUAAAUAAUCGUAUGAAUAAAUUAUGAAAGUUAUCUGGGGAGAAUAA